Molecule: messenger RNA, 1724 nt
Organism: Neoarius graeffei (lesser salmon catfish)
Lineage: Eukaryota; Metazoa; Chordata; Actinopteri; Siluriformes; Ariidae
Gene: laptm4b
Product: lysosomal protein transmembrane 4 beta
Exons: 7
Coding region: 78-743 (221 amino acids)
Cellular component (GO): lysosomal membrane
Source: RefSeq, a predicted model, not a curated record
GACGCGCUGCAACCCAUCGCCAUUCGCUCUCUGACAGGCCUACAUGAAAUAACUGCGCCUCGUGUAGAAGCAGGAAGAUGAUUUCGCCUUGGGAGAGAUGGUACACAACGAGCUGCUGCCUCUGUUGCCAUGUUCGGACGGGCACCAUUAUCCUGGGGGUCUGGUACAUGCUCAUAAAUGCUGUGGUCCUGUUAAUCCUGCUGUCUGCUCUAAAUGACCCGGUGCAGUAUCACUACCACCUCACCAGUGCCGAACUUGGCACAGACUUGGAUGUCAUGGAUGACGCAAACAUGUGUAUCGCUGCUGCAAUUUCCCUACUGAUGAUAUUGAUUUGUGGGAUGGCGACCUAUGGUGCUUAUAAGCAACAUGCUGCUUGGAUUAUUCCAUUUUUCUGCUACCAAAUUUUUGACUUUGCCCUGAACACCCUGGUAGCAAUAAGUGUCAUGGUUUACCCGAACACCAUUCAGGACUACCUUGAGCAGCUGCCUGGGACCUUUCCAUACAAAGAGGACUUGAUGUCCACCAAUAACAUCUGCCUAGUGUUCGCGGUACUCGUCUUCAUCGGCUGUAUUCUGGCUUUUAAGGCUUAUCUGAUUGCCUGUGUGUGGAACUGCUACAGAUACGUUAGUGGAAGAGGCACCACAGAGGUCUUGGUUUAUGUCACCACUAAUGAUACAACAGUACUGCUCCCAUCCUAUGAAGAAGUUGUCGCAAUUCCACCAAAGGAGCCGCCCCCUGAGUAAACCUCAGCACGAGACAGAUGUUUUUUCUCUCUCAGACUCCCUCAGUCUUCUCCCUAAAUAUCCUCCAAAGAAAAGAUUUUGUCAGUGUUUCCUAUUUCCCCACUCAAGCCUUCCAUUUUGCACUCUGAUGUGUCUAUCCUUUGCUCCCUGAAGGCAGUAGUGUGAUGUUCCCUUCCCUCCGCGAGUCUUCCCAGCCUUCCUGGCAGCCCAGUGCUGUGUGUCAGCUCCAAUUUGGAUUUGCACUUUCAGCGUUCGCUGAUUAUGCACAGCACUGACCUUCCCUUUUUUAAACUGUGAACUUCUCAGCACUGCUGUCAGCUACUGAAAUACCUGACGUUAAAAUGUGGCAGGUGUAAUAAACACGCGAGUUACUUAAGAGCACUUUCCGACUAGCAGUUUUCCCAGGAAUAUGAUGAACGUGGCAGCCAGGGUAAUUUAUAUCUAAUAUAUAAUCAAUCCAUCUUUAUAUUAAACACUAAAUUGUGAGAAAUCAAAAGAUCCCGAAUGACCAGCCGACAACAUCUUAAACAGGAUUAUACCAACAAUAGGCAAUAUUUAAUGCAAUUUCAAAGUUACUAAUAGAAGUAUGUUUCAAAAUAAGUUCCUACUGAUGAUUUAACAAAAAUAUUUAGCAAUUAUUCUAUCCACAUUCACCGGAUAUGCACAAUUACGUGGUCUGAUUGGCUAUUCUGCUACUAGGCUAUCAGCUCAUAUACCGUGAGUAGAGAAAAACAAAAUGGCGGAGCGUGUUGCUGAACCAACUGAGGACGAAAUAAAAACUCGACUCGAAAACAAAACCCCCCAAAAUAAAAAAAAAGCAACAAAAUAUGGAAUAAAAGUAUUUAAUGCUAAGAACGUCUUUUUUUUUUUUUAAUAAUUAUUAUAGCAUUUUGGGGUGGCACGGUGGUGUAGUGGUUAGCGCUGUUGCCUCACAGCAACAAGGUCCGGGUUUGAGCCCCGUGGCCGGCGAGGGCCUUUCUG